Messenger RNA from Tachyglossus aculeatus (Australian echidna), 1470 nucleotides. RefSeq names its product adenosylhomocysteinase (gene AHCY). Bases 89 to 1390 code for a protein of 433 amino acids. Gene Ontology annotation, molecular function: adenosylhomocysteinase activity. The record is from RefSeq and is a predicted model, not a curated record. Gene Ontology annotation, biological process: L-methionine cycle. Lineage: Eukaryota; Metazoa; Chordata; Mammalia; Monotremata; Tachyglossidae. Gene Ontology annotation, cellular component: cytosol. The transcript is spliced from 10 exons.
CCCGUUCUUUGGGCCGCUGCAGCUCCUCCCUUCCCCCCCCCGGACCGGUCAGUUGGGGCCUCCCCUUGCUGUUUGCGGACGCCCAAGCAUGUCGGACAAGCUGCCCUACAAAGUCGCUGACAUCGGGUUGGCCGAAUGGGGCCGCAAGGCGCUGGACGUGGCCGAGAACGAGAUGCCGGGCCUGAUGAAGAUGCGCGAGAUGUACGGGGCCUCCAGACCGCUCAAGGGGGCCCGCAUCGCCGGCUGCCUCCACAUGACCGUGCAGACGGCCGUCCUCAUGGAGACCCUGGUGGCCCUGGGCGCCGAGGUGCAGUGGUCCAGCUGCAAUAUCUUCUCCACGCAGGACCACGCCGCAGCCGCCAUGGCCAAGGCCGGCAUUCCCGUGUACGCCUGGAAGGGGGAGACGGACGAGGAGUACCUGUGGUGCAUCGAACAGACCCUGUACUUCCAGGACGGUCGCCCCCUCAACAUGAUCCUGGACGACGGCGGAGACCUCACUAACCUCGUCCACACCAAGUACCCCCAGCUCCUCAAGGGCAUCAGAGGUAUCUCCGAGGAGACCACCACCGGCGUCCACAACCUGUACAAGAUGAAAGCCAACGGCGUCCUGAAGGUGCCGGCCAUCAACGUCAACGACUCCGUGACCAAGAGCAAAUUCGACAACCUCUACGGCUGCCGCGAGAGCCUCAUCGACGGCAUCAAGCGCGCCACCGACGUGAUGAUCGCCGGCAAGGUGGCCGUGGUGGCCGGCUACGGCGACGUGGGCAAGGGCUGCGCCCAGGCCCUGCGCGGCUUCGGGGCCCGGGUCAUCAUCACCGAGAUCGACCCCAUCAACGCCCUCCAGGCCACCAUGGAGGGUUACGAGGUCACCACGAUGGACGAGGCCUGCAAAGAAGGGGGCAUCUUUGUCACCACCACCGGCUGCACCGACAUCAUCCUGGGCAGGCACUUCGAGCAGAUGAAGGACGACGCCAUCGUGUGCAACAUCGGCCACUUCGACGUGGAGCUCGACGUCAAGUGGCUGAACGACAACGCGGCCGAGAAAGUCAACAUUAAGCCUCAGGUGGACCGCUACCAGCUGAAGAACGGGCGCCACAUCAUCCUGCUGGCCGAGGGCCGGCUGGUCAACCUCGGCUGCGCCAUGGGCCACCCCAGCUUCGUCAUGAGCAACUCCUUCACCAACCAGGUCCUGGCCCAGAUCGAGCUGUGGACCCACACGGACAAGUACCCCGUGGGCGUGCACUUCCUGCCCAAGAAGCUGGACGAAGCCGUGGCCGCGGCCCACCUGAGCAAGCUGGGCGUGAAGCUGACGGAGCUGACCGACAAGCAGGCCAAGUACCUGGGCCUGCCCCGGGAAGGCCCCUUCAAACCGGACCACUACCGCUACUGAGGAGCCCGGCCCCAGCCCCCUUGCUCUCCCUCCCCGAAGCCCCCUCAGAGAAUAAAUCUAAAUCUGCGUUGCUCUCCCCA